Trypanosoma theileri is the source of this 321-nucleotide messenger RNA. RefSeq names its product surface protease GP63. Gene Ontology annotation, cellular component: membrane. Gene Ontology annotation, molecular function: metalloendopeptidase activity. Lineage: Eukaryota; Euglenozoa; Kinetoplastea; Trypanosomatida; Trypanosomatidae. Gene Ontology annotation, biological process: proteolysis; cell adhesion. The annotation marks the transcript as partial. The transcript has a single exon. The record is from RefSeq and is a predicted model, not a curated record.
AUGUUCUCGACUGGUGUUGUGCGGGAGUUGCCCCGCAAGGGACAGAGUGGUGUGCAGGCGUACACCGUCGCCACACAGAAGAAGAAUGAGAAUGAAAGAUGGGAGCUGAUCCGCAUUGAGGCGUUCACGGAGGACUUGGAGGACAAAUCGAGGUAUUGUACUACGAGUGGUGAGCAGGUCAUGAAUUUUAAAGGUGGCACGGCUAUUUGUAAUGAUGAUAACCUCCUCACCGAUAAAAAGAAGGAAACUCUAAUAAAAGAAGUAAUUCCUGCUGCUAUAAAACUGCACAGGGAUCGUCUGCUUGUGAAACCCCAGGAAGGC